Molecule: messenger RNA, 2110 nt
Organism: Acanthaster planci (crown-of-thorns starfish)
Lineage: Eukaryota; Metazoa; Echinodermata; Asteroidea; Valvatida; Acanthasteridae
Gene: rhbdd1
Product: rhomboid domain containing 1
Cellular component (GO): membrane
Molecular function (GO): serine-type endopeptidase activity
Source: RefSeq, a predicted model, not a curated record
GUCAACUUCUCGUUUUGUCAAUGGCAGUGGUACCUCCUUGGUCAAUCUAUGUGCUGUGGUGUUUCGAAAAAAAAUUAAGAUUUAGACCGUUUUUCCAUUUAUUGCCACAAAGUGUCAAAAUCAGAAGAUGAUAUAGUGCUUCUGAAGCUAAGGACACGUGUCACAAGAGCAUGGGCAUGACGGGGGAGUUUAUGAUGCAACCAUUGACUGAACCAAUCAUCGUGCAUAUCGAUGAUGUGUUGAGGAUAACUCUGCAACUUAGUGCAUGAAUGAUCAAGAAAGGCCACCGCGAAGUGUGGGAUAUUGUUAAUUCGUUCAUUUUUGAUAAGGCUUAAUCCUACGUGUCACUUUAUUGCUUUCGUGGUCAUUGUUUGAAGAGAAUUACAGCUUUUGGAGAAUACGACUUCUGUCUCCAUUGGGAGGUUGGUUGCUGUCGCCGAUAUGUUUCAACCUAGGAGAAGGAGAGAGGGGCUUGGAUUACUGCUCCUGGUUGGUCAGUUGAUGCGCGUUGGCUUUGACCGCAUUCCACCGACCACCCUAGGAACCAUUGCUAUCAAUGUUGCUAUUUAUCUCAAGGUCCUUGAUCCAUACAUUCGGAUGUACUUUCGUUCUCCAUCGAUCAAGAAUAUUUGUGUGAGUACGUACAGUGUCUGGUACCAGGGCGACUGGGCACGGCUGGCCUUGGCAGCGUGGUUCCAUUUGGAUGACUGGCAUCUUUACUUCAACAUGGUGUCGUUCCUGUGGAAAGGUCUGUCACUAGAGCGACGUUUUGGAACGUUCUACUUUGCAUACCUUAUCGCAGCGUUCUCCUUACUCACCAACAUAACAAUGAUUGGGCUCAAUGUGGCUGUGGCAGAAGCACUGGACGACGAUUCAUACAUUGUCUCAUGCGCCGCAGGCUUUUCAGGGGUUAUAUUUGCCUUGAAGGUUCUGACAACUCACUACACCCCAGCCGGCACCCAAUACGUCAUGGGAUUUCCCGUACCAUCACGCUACGCAUGCUGGGCGGAGCUUGUACUCAUCCAGCUCCUGGUACCAAGGGCGUCAUUUACAGGCCAUCUAGCUGGGAUUUUGGUGGGUCUGGCCUUUGUUAAGGGGCCGCUGAAGCCAAUAAUGGAUGUCAUCCCGUCGAUGCUGGAACCAAGACAAGGCACACGUUUUCACGGUUCAGGUAGGCUUGGUCGUAGUUCCUACGCCCAAGGAGGUACCGCAACUAGGGGCAGAGCCACGGGUAGGCAACCUGGGGGGUAUGACUACGCAGGCGGCAUGAGUGAAGAGGAACAGAUGCAGGAGGCUAUCAGGGCCAGUCUACAAACAGGCAGCAGUCGACCCCCUACUGCCCCACCCAUGCCCAGCGCACCUCCUUACAAUGAACAGCAGAACACCCCACGGCUAUACCCUGACCUCAGUGAUUUAUCCCAGGAGCGAGGUCCAAGGUCGCAGGCUCCUGGUUAUUUGGACGAUGAGGAGUUACGCAGAAGACGUCUGGCAAGAUUUGAUAGAUAGGGGUUGUGGUGCAUGCUGUAAAUAUUCAUUAUGGACUAGUUUUAUUCCCGUCAAGAAAUAAGCUUGACACGACAUUUUUCUCUUGCUGGAGUUGGAACACCAACUGUAAAUUUACUAGCCAGCUCAGGUGACCCAAUCAAAGAUGACCAAUCAGAAGCCACAGACCAUGCGUUGUGCUCGAGGGGCAAGUAGGUCCCAAGGUUUCUCCUGUAAGAGCUGCCUUCAUUAUUCUGCUCGUGAAAUUUGUGUCAAAUCUUGAUAAACCUAGCAUUUAAAAAUGGGCAGCUGGGAAAGGUCAAGGUUGAAAGGAGGUGUUCAGGACUGGUCACAUGACUAAAGGAAGAGUAGGGGGCCAUUCUCAGAAUUUUUGAAAUUUAUAAUGGAGAAUGCUCAAUGACAAACUUUGGAUUUGUGCAGCCAUUUUGGUUUUACUUUAUUGCUUUGAAGGAUGUACCAUGUGGGAAAUAAGUGUCAUUUUCGACAGAUUUAAGCUUGUUUAAAGGAAUAGUGAAUAUUUAAUGGUAGUACUGAGUAAACAAAGUUGUAAAUGUAUUUGUAAUUAAUAUUUAAUUUUUCCUUUACUAUGUUGAAUAAAAAUCUUUUC